AAAAUCCUAUAAAAAGGUUUUAAACAAAGUUUUGCAUAAAAUUGUUUUAAUAUAUUAUUAAAUUUGUGCAUCCGCCAGUUCUAGAGCAACCGCAGCAGCUUAUCAUCUACUGCCUCUUUGAUUGAAAGGAGAAGGGAACCAAUUCAAUCUCUGACCGAAAGAGACUGCAAAGUGUCUCCUACCCCAGAUUUAGCUUGAAUUGGAAAGUCUAAUUUAGUCCAAUCCAAAUCGAAGUUACCAUUUUUUUAUGUCUCAACAAUGGUAGCAAUCCACUCUACCAUCAUCUUUUUCCCCAUCCUCCUUAUCUUCCUUGCAACUCUAUUGCAAUCAUCGUGUUCUUACGUCACAACUAGCAAAUACCCAUUACCGAUUCCUUCGCAUCGCGCCCUGUUUGCUGCACGUAGAGACCCCCGACAGCAGAUCCCUAAUUGCAGUGAGAUGGUGUCGGGACCUCUCUGUUCUCAAAACCCCAAUUGCCGGUGGUGUAAGAGUGACGCACUUGAUGACAUGUGCUUUAGCAAGGCUGAGGCUUGGAGGCUGCCUCAACAGGAAGGCAGUGUGAAACUGGUGGAGAGGAAAUAAGAAGAAUCAGUACACUCACAAGUUGUUGAGCUUACUGGUUUUUCAGAAGGCCAUUCAUUUUGGGGGUAUAAGAAAGAUGCAUAUAUUUAUGCUUUGGAACCCUUUUCUUGAGUCGGAAUUGAAAAUUCUGGAUGUUUUCAAUUCGCAAGUAUUCUGCAGACUGCACCCUUUUGAAUGUUUCUGCCUCAUCAUCGGUUUGGCGAACAAAUCAGGAUAAUUCUAAAUAUGAUCUUGCUGUUAUUUGAGAAUGGAAACAACUCAUUGCACACCAUUGGUAGGUAAAAACAAAAAUUGUUAAAAGGAAACAGUUUACUGAAAUUGGAAGUUGAUGCUCGACAAUCUCUUAAAUUACAGUAGUCCUAAGGACCUUCUGAUUGCCAAUAUGACUUGGUAAUAAACUAGUUGCAUCCUUUCUGAAAUGUAGUCAACGACUUUAGUACGUGAAAUAUACUAUUUCUCAUCAUGUACCAAAAUCAAUUUACUAAUGGUUAUGGCUUGGGAAAGUAUCCCAAAAAGUUCAAAAAAAUCUUGACUAUU
Hevea brasiliensis (rubber tree) is the source of this 1119-nucleotide messenger RNA. RefSeq lists its product as uncharacterized. The transcript has 2 exons. Bases 259 to 582 code for a protein of 107 amino acids. Lineage: Eukaryota; Viridiplantae; Streptophyta; Magnoliopsida; Malpighiales; Euphorbiaceae. The record is from RefSeq and is a predicted model, not a curated record.